AUGGCGGAAGUUUGCAAUCAGUUUACCGGCGCCAUUCCACCAGAGAUUGGGCGCUUGACAGAGCUUCGAUACCUGAGCCUCUCCAUGAACCAGAUGGUUGGAGAAAUCCCAUAUCAGAUUGGCAAUAUGAAGAAGGUGCGCUUCUUGGAUUUGGGCUUCAAUUACUUUGAAACUCCUGACUGGUCUCUAUUUCCCACUUUCCCUUUCCUAACUCACCUUGAUCUUGGUAUCAAUGAACUCACCUUGGAAUUCCCACACUUCAUAACCACAUGUCUCAACCUUACUUUUCUUGACUUGUCUCAAAACGCCUUCACAGGCCAAAUUCCUGAAUCAUUGUUCACCAAUUUGGUCAAACUUGAAUAUCUUAACCUCACUAGAAAUGGUUUUCAAGGCCCCCUGCCACCAAAUAUCACUAACCUCUCCAAGUUGAAGGAUCUUCGCCUCGUCAGCAACUUUUUCUCUGGCAACAUUCUUGAUUCAGUAAGCCUUAUUCCAAGCCUGCAAAAUCUAGAGCUGUACAAUAAUUCAUUUGUAGGAAUAAUCCCUCCUUCUAUAGGCCUACUCACGAAUCUCCGAACUCUAGGCCUUCAAAUGAACAGAUUCAAUUCCUCCAUUCCUCGAGAGCUCGGCCUAUGUAACAAGCUGACCUACUUAGAUUUAUCCCAGAAUUCACUCUCGGGGCCAUUGCCGCCAUCCUUUUCAAAUCUGGGCAAUUUAUCUGAGUUGGGACUAUCUGCUAAUAGCCUGACUGGUGAAAUAUUGCCCCGUUUCAUCAUGAGUUGGAGAAAACUAAUCUCACUACAAAUUCAACACAAUGAAUUCAGCGGGGAACUUCCAUCAGAAACAGGCUUGCUCACAAACCUAGACUAUCUGUAUCUCUCUAAUAAUUCGUUUUCAGGCAGCAUCCCACCAGAGAUAGGAAAUCUACAAAAUUUGUUGGAGCUGGACCUUUCAACCAAUAACUUUUCAGGUGAGCUCCCAUUCUCCGUCUGCAAGUUGUCUAGGCUUAGAAUUCUUGUUCUCUCAAAUAAUACUUUGGAAGGAAGACUGCCACAGUGCUUUGGAAACUUGAGCAGAUCUUUGACCAUCUGUCAUCUAAAUGAAAAUCAAUUUAGUGGCCCCAUUCCAUCUACCUUUCUUAAGAAUUGUAGUCUUAUAUCCAUCAAUUUGGGUAAUAACAAAUUCCACGGACGAUUACCCAAAUCCUUAGUCAAUUGCCGAAAUCUAAGGGGUCUCGACAUUGGAAAUGAUAGUAUACAGGACGAAUUUCCCUUUUGGAUGGAACGCCUACGCGAGCUUCGAGUGCUAGUGCUGAGGUCAAACAAGUUUGGUGGUAACAUGUCGUUUCCUUCACGAACCAAGUUUCCGUUUCCUCGGUUGCAAGUUUUAGAUGUAUCCCAUAAUGAAUUUCUAGGCUCUCUACCUCAAAGAUAUUUCAACAAUUUCAAUGCAAUGAUUGAGCCGGUAGAAAAUGAAUAUGAUGAGUUUCUAAGGUACGUGGAGAUGAGGCUCAGCUUGAAAGGUCAGGAUCAGUUAAUUACGAGACUAUUGGAAACCUUCACAACAAUUGAUCUUUCCUCCAAUAGAUUCUCUGGGAGUAUUCCACCCUCCAUAGGAAAUCUUAAGAUUCUCAAAUACUUGAACCUAUCACACAAUAGCCUCACAGGACAUAUACCUUCAUCUCUUGGAAACUUGAGUGAUCUCGAAUCGUUGGAUCUGUCAACAAACAAAUUGGAUGGUAAAAUUCCAAGUGAAUUGACAAGGUUGACAUUUCUUGCGAAAUUUAACCUUUCAAUGAACAAUCUUGUUGGACAAAUACCACAAACAAAACAGUUUUCCACAUUCGAGAAUGAUUCAUACAUUGGAAACUUGGCAUUGUGUGGACUUCCAUUGACAAAAAAAUGCAAAGAGGAUGAUGGGCAGUCGAUGCAGCCUGCAGAAGAAGAUGAUGAUGAAUAUGAAUAUGAAUUCAUAGAUGGAUUUGGUUGGCGAUGUGUUGUAAUUGGAUACAGAAGUGGUUUCAUAGUUGGGUGA
Salvia hispanica is the source of this 2034-nucleotide messenger RNA. The record is from RefSeq and is a predicted model, not a curated record. NCBI's taxonomy places the organism in Eukaryota, Viridiplantae, Streptophyta, Magnoliopsida, Lamiales, Lamiaceae.